AUGAUGUCUAACAUAAAAAUUACUACCAACAAGAGUGAAAUCAAGGUGUGGAAGCACCAAAAUACGGCAGCAGACAUUAGAGUUGAUGAUAUCCCACUCAGAGAACAACUGUCUGUCAGAUGGAUAGCGUCGUCGGUGACAAGUGGAGCGAAAGAGUUAAGAGUGCUGGCGCUGCUGCUGCUGUUGGCGGCGACAGCCACGGCCGCGUCUUCGAGGCGCCCGGCGGCCAAGGACGCGGCCGCUGACGUCAUCUCGGGGGUGUCGCUGGACCGGCCGCACACGCAGCGGCUGCUCAGGCGGCAGCUGCAGGAGCUGGAGCGUCAGGACAGGCGGCCGAGGCCCGGGGGCCGCGACCAGCGCCGCUACGCGCUGGGGGGCUUCGGAGGCGGCGGACACGGGGGAGCCAGCCUGGGGGGCUUCGGAGGCGGCGGACUGGGGGGCGGCGGACUGGGGGGCGCCAGCCUCGGGGGCGGAGGACUGGGGGGCGGCUUCGGGCCGCUCGUGCUCAGCCCCUCCCUCAUCGACACGUCUUCUCUCGGAGCUACAGGCCACCAGCCUCGCACUCCGGUGUACCACGCGACGCCGCUGCAGCCGUUCGGCGCGCUGCUGCCGUCGCGGCCCGCGGAGGAGCCCAAACCCAUAGAGGAGGAGCAGCUGGAGGACCACGAGCCGCCGCCAGCCGCAGUAGCCGUGCCUGCCCCGGCCAGCCACGGCCAGGAGCAUAGCCCGGCCGCCGCCAGCUACCAGAACGCAGAGUACAAGAUCGUCGAGCCCGCCUACCGUCACCAGCUGCACCACGACGAGGACGAAGGGCAUGGGCAGUACGCGGCCAAGUAUCAAUUCGGCUACCAGGUGCGCGACCCUAAGACCGGCAGCUACUUCGGGCACACCGAGUCUCGCAGCGGCCACCUGACCAAAGGACACUACCAUGUGCUGCUGCCCGACGGCAGGUUACAGAACGUGCAGUACUGGGCAGAUCCGUCCGGCUACCACGCACAGGUGUCCUUCAACGGCGUCGCCAAGCACCCUCCGUCAAGCACCUCGGCGCACAACCACGCGCCUGCACCGCUGCCUGCGCUUGUGCACCCCGGCUACGGCUACGGGGCGGCGCUCAAGAGGGUAGCCGCCGAACGGAAGGAGGGGGAGGCGCAGGGGGAGGGUGACCAGCGCUAACGUCACACGAGUGGUCCGCUCUGAGGGUGUCGGCAGCGUAACGGACUACUCUGCUCUCCACAUGGAAUUAGCUGCUUCCUAUUCAGUCGAGUCUCAGUAACACUUGCCCAGGCAGAGACACAUGCAGUGGCCAGUGAGAUCCAGUAUCAUCACCAUCAUCAUUUUCCUCUGAAUCACUGGUCUCAACCUUAAAAAUCUCACGUUAUUCUCAACAUUCCCUCCAUUGUUUUAUCUUGUAGCAAACAGUCACGCAACUCUUGAUUUCAUUUCAUUUAUGAUUGUUUGUGAACUCCAUUACUAGAUAAGAAAAUUAAAAAGAAUGGUCAUCAGUUGGAAGAUUAGUUUGAACAUCACAGUGCAUCACUGGCCAUUCUAAUGAAGGUAUACCUCACAUUGACCUCCUAAGCCCCUGUCUGGAUUUCAUCUGGAGAAUGAAAUCAUGCAUCUCCUAAUUUUAUUGUAUUUAUGAUGUCUUGUGAACUCCAUUACUGGAUAAGAAAAUAAAAAGAGGUCAUCAACCGGAAGGUCGGCUUGAACACCACAGUGCAUCACUGGCCAUACUGUUGUAGAUGACAUGCCAUUUGCCUUCUUCCGACUUUUGAACCGACUUACCUAACCAGGCAUAGUGGAACCAACUAGUUAAAGUGAACACUUGACUCCAAACGACGAUGUAUCUUGCAUUUUCUGUAUUAACCAAUCAUUAUGAGAGAUGAGAGACAAGUGACAGGCCAAUGGGGAUGUAAAACUUCCUCUUUAGUUUCACUUUGCAAGAACAACAUAGAUCUAUAUCCUCACUGAUGGUUGCCUCAGAAAAAUUUCACAGGAAACUAUCUCAAACUUAUUCAAACAUCCAGUGAAUGUUUAUUCUUUCAAAGACUGUGAUUUUAGUUUCUAUUACUUCUUCGUCAGACAGAGAUGGUGGUCUAACGAAGAGAAGUUUGAUUAUAGAUGAACAAAGUUUCUUUCUAAAUCGAAUAUCGGGACUGCACGAGAAUAGUUGUAAUAUAAGUUCUGUUGUAAUGUAAGUUCUGUUCACUCCUUAGGAAGUUUGACUGGAGCACAUGAACAGUUGAUCCCUAUCGAACGUUAAGUUUUAUGGCCCAUAAUUCUUAGGGAUUAGAGCGUAUCUUUAUAACAUAGUAAGUCUGGAACGCUGCGGAGUUUAACUCAUCUUUUUGAUGUUGUUGCAGAUAGUUAAAAUCCAGAAAUAACUUCCACAGUCGACAUCAGAAUUAGGUGGCGAAUAUUUAACUUUCAUAACCCAUACCGUUCCUUAAGUAUUCCACUUUUACCAUAGUUUAUUGGUCACAGUAGCAAAUAACAGCCAAACCAAUGUUAUCUGCGAACGGUGUGAUUUAUACCAGCUGCACUUCUAUUGUUAUUUGAUCUGUUUGUCUAUGGCGGAAACAGAAUCUACACAGUGGAUUAGACUAUGAGAUAUUAACUAGAAACCGUCAAACUAUUUGCUCUAUUCUUCCCGGCGCCGAGGUCAGAGUAAAAUAUUCAGACCUAGCUUAUCUGUCACAAAGCUGUUGAGAAAUAUGUGAGAUCAAAAUAUUUUACAUAAUCACCUUAAAUCAAUUUUUCAAAAUUAUUUCCCUGUUACUACGGAAUUCGAAUACAACUGGCCAAAUAGUUCUCGUUUCUAAGGCGUAAUUAGUGUUGACACCUAUAAAUGUAAGUAAUGGGAAAUACGCCGUCAUCCAUUAAGUAUCCUGUCACUCUAUAUCACCACUGCCUUCAGAAACGAUUCGAUUAUUGUGGGUUGCAUUAGUCAGAUUCGAAGCUAUCAGUUUUUAAGAUUUCCGAGUAAAAGAAGUCAGUUACGGUUAUUCUGACUCCUCCUGUAGAACUAAAGAAUGGUGCCUUCACAUUUUUUAUUUUCAGACUGAUACUGCACGUCGUUCAGGCAACAACACUUUCUUUGAGUAGAUGUUCGUUAGUAUGAGGCUCUAUUCCAUGAUGUGAGCUGCCGACACGCCCUCAGAUGAAGUAUCUAUUACCUAUCCUAGCUGUAACAUGUAUACUGCCAUAAUUUAUUUCAUUACUCUAGCAGUGUCAUCAGCUACGUUAGACAAAGACUCACUCAUCUAACUCAUCGCUACAUGCUUCCAAUUCAGAUAUCGCAGCAUCUUUCAGUUAGGCAGGCAAUACCCAACGUUCGCCUAAGCAUACAUAAACGUCCAAAAGCACAGGCAGUUACCUGCCGCGAUGUUCAAACUAUUAGCAGCCUAUGCUAAAUGUGAAACGAAGAUUCUAGUAGACAAAUCGUCUUUUUUGAGGAAACAUGUAUAGAAACAAGAAAAGAUGAUUUGUGACGAAUGUACAACAAUUUCACAUGAAAUACCUUACAAAUCUUUACUUUGCGUGAUUCUGUUAAUUUAUAUACUUUAAACUGUGAGACAUAUUCUGUUUCAAAAGUGUUUACUACAAAUAUAUUUUAAUAUUUUAUUGUGCUCUUUGUAGGUUUACAAAUGUGAUAGAAGGCCACUGGGAAAUGUGCAAUAUUGUAUUGAUCUCAGACAAUACACACCACUUACCUGAUAUCCA
Molecule: messenger RNA, 3723 nt
Organism: Schistocerca cancellata (South American locust)
Lineage: Eukaryota; Metazoa; Arthropoda; Insecta; Orthoptera; Acrididae
Exons: 4
Coding region: 1-1173 (390 amino acids)
Cellular component (GO): extracellular matrix
Source: RefSeq, a predicted model, not a curated record